AAACAGGCAUCUUCCUCUCAAGCUCCUAAAAACUCCAACUCUCAUUUUUAGCUCAAUACACACAGCCCUUGGGUUGGAGAAGAAGAUGGCCACAGUCACCACACAGGCCUCAGCCGCCGUGUUCCGGCCUUGCUCGUCGAAGACCCGGUUCUUGACCGGCUCGUCGGGUAAAUUGAACAGAGAGGUCAGCAUCAAGGCCUUGCCAUCCACUUCAUCCCCUGCUUCUCUCAAGGUUGAGGCCAAGAAAGGUGAAUGGUUGCCUGGUCUAGCCUCACCAGGUUACCUCAAUGGAAGUCUUCCAGGCGACAAUGGGUUCGACCCGCUCGGUCUUGCUGAGGACCCGGAGAACCUGAGAUGGUUUGUCCAAGCGGAGCUCGUCAAUGGCCGGUGGGCAAUGCUUGGUGUUGCAGGGAUGCUGCUCCCGGAAGUCUUCACCAAGAUCGGCAUCAUCAACGUGCCCGCCUGGUACGACGCUGGGAAGGCUGAGUACUUUGCAUCCUCCUCAACCCUGUUUGUGAUCGAGUUCAUCCUGUUCCACUACGUCGAGAUCCGGAGAUGGCAGGACAUAAAGAACCCGGGGAGCGUCAACCAGGACCCGAUCUUCAAGCAGUACAGCUUGCCCCCUAAUGAAGUGGGCUACCCCGGUGGCAUCUUCAACCCCCUCAACUUCGCUCCCACUCUUGAAGCUAAGGAGAAGGAGCUCGCCAAUGGGAGAUUGGCAAUGUUGGCAUUUUUGGGGUUUGUGGUGCAACACAACGUGACAGGGAAGGGACCAUUUGAAAACCUAGUGCAGCACCUUUCAGACCCAUGGCACAACACCAUAGUCCAAACACUCAGGGGCUACUAAGUACAUUUCUAGGCCAGAGAGAGAGAGAAAGAGAGAGAGAGAGAGAGAGAGACCAGUUUGCUUUUCCUGGUUUGUUUAGCAUGAUGAUCAGAUGGUGUUUAUGAGUGAUAUAUAUUGGACAUCUGUGUAAAAAGAAUUCCUCUGUACAAGGUGACUGAUCUAGCAAUCAAUCUUUUCAUGCAAGGUUAUUUUCAA
Molecule: messenger RNA, 1042 nt
Organism: Eucalyptus grandis
Lineage: Eukaryota; Viridiplantae; Streptophyta; Magnoliopsida; Myrtales; Myrtaceae
Product: chlorophyll a-b binding protein 4, chloroplastic
Exons: 3
Coding region: 86-847 (253 amino acids)
Biological process (GO): response to light stimulus; photosynthesis, light harvesting in photosystem I
Cellular component (GO): membrane
Source: RefSeq, a predicted model, not a curated record